Molecule: messenger RNA, 2310 nt
Organism: Fraxinus pennsylvanica
Lineage: Eukaryota; Viridiplantae; Streptophyta; Magnoliopsida; Lamiales; Oleaceae
Source: the annotation of a GenBank genome assembly
AUGGAUCACAUGGAUGGUGAUCACAUAGUAGAUGUUCCUGACACUCCCGAUAGAUUAGCCAAUAAUAAAGUUAAUGAGAGGAGUAGUGUUAGGGAGGAAAAAAAGGAUCUUUCCAUGUCUUGUCAUUCAGGAAAGCAGGAAUUUUUUAAUGAAGGGACUAAAAAUCAGCCAAUGUUAAUCGAUAGUAGGACCAAAAAGUUAUCCAUCCGUCCUCCGAAUGGUAAUAGAAGUUCCAGAGAUGCUCUACGUCGCAGUAGUUCUCCUGCUUUUAUCGGAGGCAGUACAUCCUCCUCCAGAAGUACUCCUAUAUUUCGGAAAGGGUUGGCUGACAAGAACCCUAGUGAUGAAAGCCAUGAUUCUAUUCAUAUUCGGCAUGUACAGAAUGAAAGACCUUCAUGUUCUUCAAAAUCAACAUCUUCUCAAGAUGGUUGUUUUGUUGAUCCGACACAAAGGAAAGUGCCCAGUACUCUACUUGGAAAAGCUUCCUCAGGUGGGGCACCUAGGAGCAAUCAAGUUGAUGAUUUUAGAAUAAGACCAGGCUUAGCAAAUGUGCCUUCUUCAAAUAACAUGGCAAAAUUUUCAAUGAUGUCACAAGAAGCCAGUGAAAGAACGGAAAAUAUGAAUAAAGUUGGUUCAAGUAUUGAUGAUGGAGAAAGGGUUGAAUUUGUUAGUAAUAUUCAGAACAAACCUGGACAAUAUGGUUUUCCAGUUCUUGAUCCCAAUUCCUCGCCUAGAAUCAAUAGGCAAAAGAGAUUGGUUCGAAAUGGAUGUAUAUCUCCACAUAACAUAGCUAAGGCCAAACAGUUGGCUAGAAAGGAUGAUAAUGGUUUUGUGGCUGUUGCACAUGCUCAUACUACAUCUAUGGCAUCUACUGGCCCACCGGUUUGGAAUGAUAUAAAGGAAUUGGUUGCUGAAGACCAUAAUUCUUAUAAAGGAAAGGGAAAGGGAGUGAUGAAUUAUCCAGAAAAAGAGCUUGAUAACAAAAACAAGCAUUUAUUGAGCAGGAAUUCUCUGAGUAUCAAUGAGAAGGAUAUGGAAACCCCUGACAACAUCAGUGGUGCAUCCAAAAGCAUUGAAAAAUCAAGUGGAUGGAGAAGUACACAUAAUCGGACUAGAAAGAUGAGUUUACGUUCAUCUGAUGAGGAAAGGUUUCCAUCUAGAGAAAUAGAUGUGUCACAAUGUGUUCGGAAACACCAUGAGAAUAGGGUGUCAAGGAAGGAAAAAGGAAGCAGCGUUGCGAUUGAUGGUGACUAUCAUAGGCAUCCUGAUUUAGUCUCUUCUCAGCUUGUUCCUGCUCAACCUGUUGGAGAAACAGUAUCACAUCCUAGGCCUCGAUUGGCCCAAUGCAACGGGCAUCAUUCUGCAGCCAACACACUAAUGAAAAGGCGAAAGCAAGGACCUAUCUCAAUUAGUUCUGUUGAAGGUUCAACAUCAACCAAUGAUGACUCAGAAAUUGUGUUUCUUAACUCGUCUGGGGAAUCAUCAAAUCCAAGAUCAACCUCCAGUGGUACAAGCCGUUUGCAACCAAUAAUUGAAAUCGAUGAUUCUCCUGAACUGAAACGUGAGUCAUACGGCGAAGAUGCUAGGGCGAGACAGCUUGAAGCAGAUGAAAUGUUGGCUCGGGAACUUCAAGAACAAUUUUACAAUGAAAUGCCUGUUCUUGGAGUUGGCGAGGUUGAUGAGCAUAUAGCAUUGGCUUUGCAGCAGGAGGAAUCAGGUCGUACUGUUUCUCGAGGCAGUAACCAGGCAUUGGAUCCUAGAGAUUCAUUGAUAGCCAACUUACGUAGACAAUCAUAUUCUCGAUCUUCACUGAACUUUUCACGUAGAGGAUCUCAAGUUCGAGCUUCCACGUCUGGUAGAACGACAAGGUUGAGGGGUCGUUUUCCUGGACAACCUCGUACCCUAUCAUCACAAUCGAGAGGAAGAAAUUCCCUGUUUCCUGCAAGCAUGGAUGUCGACAUGAGGAUGCAUAUACUGGAAACAUUGGAGGCCUUCAGCGACAUGGGAGUGGAUAGGAGUGCCCUUCAAAUACAGCGUGAUUUCAACGAGACCGACUAUGAAAUGUUAUUGGCUCUUGAUGAUAACAAUGAUCAGCAUGGCGGUGCAUCUACACACCUGAUUAAUGGCCUCCCACAAUCAACAGUGCAGAAUGCUAACUUUGAAGAAGCUUGUGCAAUUUGUCUUGAAACUCCAACCAUAGGAGAUACUAUUCGCCACCUCCCCUGUUUACACAAAUUUCACAAAGAUUGUAUUGAUCCAUGGUUGAGGAGAAGGACAUCUUGCCCCGUUUGCAAGUCGUCUAUUACUUGA